AUGACAGAGAAUGCCAAAAAUCCCCCUUUCCCUGGUGGAGCAGUUCGAACAGUAGCUUUGACUUUAAGGGCAAAACUUGUCAGUAAAACCCUGAGAUCACUACCACAGAGAUUUGCUUACAAAGUGACAGCUAUUGAAGAGGCAAAAAACGUUCAAGCUAUGAGACUUGAUGAGCUUAUGGGAUCAUUGAGAACAUUUGAGAUGAACUUGGACCAGAAUAAGAAGGAGAAAGAGACAGCCUUUCAAGCAAAAGUGCAAAAACUGACUGUGGAAGAAGAUAUAGGAGAUCCACAAGCUUUGGAUGUUUCUAACAACGGUGUUGCAGCUUGUGUCACAAACGAUGUUGGAACAUCAUCUAUAAUACAGUCAGAAAAACCAGAAGAAAAUGGAGAUAUUUCUGAUUCGGACAGUUUCAGUAAUGAUGGAGAACUAACACAGGAGACUAUUCAGGAUGCUUAUGAAUCAAUGUUCAACAAAUGGAUUCAGGUGGUCAAGUUGAACAAGUCACUUGAGAAGAAAUUGGCUGAUGCUGUACAAGAGAAUGAGAGUCUAAAGAUGAAGCACGAGUUCGAGAUUGCUGAAAUGCACGAGUUCGAGAUUGCUGAAAUGAGAAAAAGAUUGCAGGAAGCUAAUGCAGAAUUAGAACGUACUCAGAAGACCUUGAAGAUGAUGAAUACCGGUACGGCGAAAUUAGACCACAUCUUAUCUAUGGGAAAAUCCAGUCAUGAUCACUUUGGACUAGGCUACAGUGGAGAAUGCCAGUCAUCCAAUUCAGUCUUUGUUAAAGAAAAGACUCAGGCUAAGACAAAAAUCCCUCAUUCCAAGACAAUUAUCCAUGCAUCACGACAAAAACCAUUUAUUCCCAUUUGCUACUAUUGCAGUUUUCCAGGACACAUUCGGCCACAGUGUUACAAGUACCUGAAUGCUUUAAAACAAGGUAUGCAUCUGAAUUCACCAAAUGUCGCAAGAAAGACACCAAGGAGGAAGAUUGAUGGAGAUAACAGAAGUACACGUAAAGUGUGGGUGAGGAAAUCCGACUUAAGAUUUUAUGUGGCUUACACGUUUCUGAAAGCGAGUACGACUAACUCUUGGUAUUUUGAUAGUGGAUGCUCUAGGCAUAUGACUGGUGAAAGAAGUUUGCUAAAGAAUUUCAAAAGUUUGACUGAUGGACAUGUGACUUUUGGUGAUGGUGUUAAGGGGAGAGUACUUGGGAGAGGAACUCUAGAUGUUGAUGGAUUACCAAAGCUGAAGAAUGUGUUACUUGUGAAAGGAUUGAAGGCCAAUCUCAUAAGUAUUAGCCAGUUGUGUGAUCAAGAACUUUUUGUGAGUUUCUCCAAAAACAAGUGUCGUGUGAUGGAUGAGGAAGAAAAUUGUGUAAUGGAAGGAUCAAGAUCAUCUUAUAAUUGCUACAUGUCGAUUCACCCACUAUCGUAUUUCAAAACUACUAAAGAAGAAAUUGAGGUUGAAAGCAUUGGUGGAAGGAAGUAUAUAUUUGUGUGUGUGGAUGACUUUUCCAGGUUCACUUGGGUUGAUUUUAUUAGAGAGAAAUCUGACACUUUCAAGGACAGUGCUGCUGAUGAAGUUACACUUGAUGUUGGGACAUCGUUUGGGACACAAAUGCCAGAGCAAGAGGUAGAAGACCUAGAUGCAGCUAAUCAGAUGACUAGAGAACCGUCAUCCAGAAUCAAGAGGAAUCAUCCAGCUGAGGAAGUAAUUGGCGAAUAG
Messenger RNA from Morus notabilis, 1725 nucleotides. RefSeq lists its product as uncharacterized. Lineage: Eukaryota; Viridiplantae; Streptophyta; Magnoliopsida; Rosales; Moraceae. The record is from RefSeq and is a predicted model, not a curated record. The coding region runs from base 1 to 1725 and encodes 574 amino acids. The transcript has 5 exons.